GGCCACGAGUCCGCGGGGGACCAGCUUCAGCCCUCAGUUGUCCCCAAUCCCCAAGGGGCUCUGAGACCUUUGGGAUUCCUGUCACAUUCACUCAAGGGCCUGCGAGGACCUAACAAGCCCCUCAGAAUCACCCCAGAGUUGCUGAGCAUGACGCGGGACGAGGCACUGCCAGACUCGUACUCAGCACAGGGCUUCUAUGAGAACUAUGAGCCCAAAGAGAUCCUGGGCAGAGGAGUUAGCAGCGUCGUCAGGCGCUGCAUCCACAAGCCCACAUGCCAGGAGUACGCCGUGAAGAUCAUUGACGUCACUGGUGGAGGCAGCUUCAGCUCUGAGGAGGUGCGGGAGCUGCGACAGGCCACGCUCAAGGAGGUGGACAUCCUGCGCAAGGUCUCAGGGCUCCCCAACAUCGUACAGCUGAAGGACACUUAUGAGACCAACACUUUCUUCUUCUUGGUGUUUGAUCUGAUGAAGAGAGGGGAGCUCUUUGAUUAUCUCACUGAGAAAGUCACUCUGAGUGAGAAGGAAACCAGAAAGAUCAUGAGAGCCUUGCUGGAGGUUAUCCGCAACUUGCACAAACUCAACAUUGUGCAUCGGGAUCUGAAGCCCGAGAACAUCCUCUUGGAUGAUGACAUGAACAUCAAGCUCACAGACUUUGGUUUUUCCUGCCAGCUGGAGCCAGGAGAGAAGCUUCGAGAGGUCUGUGGGACCCCCAGUUACCUGGCCCCUGAGAUCAUUGAAUGCUCCAUGAACGAUGACCACCCAGGCUAUGGGAAGGAGGUGGACAUGUGGAGCACAGGGGUCAUCAUGUACACCCUGCUGGCUGGCUCCCCGCCCUUCUGGCACCGGAAACAGAUGCUGAUGCUGAGGAUGAUCAUGAGUGGCAACUACCAGUUUGGCUCACCUGAAUGGGAUGAUUAUUCAGACACUGUGAAGGACUUGGUUUCCCGCUUCUUGGUGGUGAACCCCAAGGGCCGCUAUUCAGCAGAAGAGGCCUUAGCGCAUCCCUUCUUCCAGCAGUAUGUGGUGGAAGAAGUGCGUCACUUCAGCCCCCGGGGCAAGUUCAAGGUGAUCGCUCUGACGGUGCUGGCUUCGGUGCGGAUCUACUACCAGUACCGCCGGGUGAAGCCUGUGACCCGGGAGAUCGUCAUCCGUGACCCCUACGCCCUCCGGCCUCUGCGCCGACUCAUCGAUGCCUAUGCUUUCCGAAUCUAUGGCCACUGGGUGAAGAAGGGACAGCAGCAGAACCGGGCUGCCCUCUUCGAGAACACACCCAAGGCUGUGCUCCUCUCCCUGGCUGAGGAGGACUAAUGAGGGGCUGGCAGGCGGGAAGGUAGGGUCGGGGGCAGGCAAGGAGGCAAAGCCACAGAAAUGUCAGUUGAGGAGCAAGAUCAUGUCCAGGCCUCUGUCCAGAGGGGGCCCUUGGCCCUGGCCAGGACCCCUGGAACUAGGGCCACUAUCCCCUCUCAGAGGCUCUGCACAAGAAGAGCAGGGUGCUCCCAUCACAUGUUGGCAAGUGUGCUCAGGGCCAGGCCCCACGGAAAGGGAACCAGAGGUGGUUUGAGAGCCUUCCUGCUUCUCUACUUCCCAGCUGUACCACCAUCUCAGGUCCUUCUCAGGGGAGGACCAGAGUUCCUGACACUCAUGUGUACAUCCCUGAGGGUCCCAGGGAGAGGAUAAAAAAGAGGACAGUUUGAGAUACACAAUCACAGAGAUUUUACUGACCUCACAGCAUCCGGGGACAUCAUGGGAGCAGGUUCUUUUCCAGGGACAUGUGUUUACAGGCAUAUGGAAGCCCUCAUAUAAUUAACAAUAGGAAGGGAAAGUUCUGGUAUUUGUCUCUCUGGAGUAUUAUUUACUUUGUGACUCCCACAGUGUAGUUCUGUCUGGCACAUAAUUCGGUUCUCCUAGACCCUUUUAAGACUCACAUUGUGCUUUAAAGAGCCCAGCUACUGCAUUCUACAUACUGAUAACAGAAAUUAGGUUCUUUCAGAGGCAUACGAAAUACUACAAAUGAGGCUAAUGAAGAAAGUAUUUUCCUUCUAUAGCAGUUUGCUGAGAAAACAAAGAAAAAUGGGGAAAUUCUGCCUUGAGAAAACAAUGUCGGAUCCCUGCAUCAGACACUGAGAAAGGGGGAGGGAACAGACUUAAAAAUUUUUAACAAAGUGCCUUUCAGAGCACUCUGCCCCAACUGUUUGAGGACUGGCCCCUAUAUGGUUAAUAUCUGACCUCUAAGAGAAACGCCCAGCUCCCCCGCCACCAUCAAUAAGUCAGGUCCCUUCUUCAAGAGACAGCGGUACCCCUCCUCUGAGGUCA
This is a messenger RNA of Odobenus rosmarus divergens (Pacific walrus), 2313 nucleotides long. It is a transcript of the gene PHKG1, whose product is annotated as phosphorylase kinase, gamma 1 (muscle). Gene Ontology annotation, cellular component: phosphorylase kinase complex. NCBI's taxonomy places the organism in Eukaryota, Metazoa, Chordata, Mammalia, Carnivora, Odobenidae. Gene Ontology annotation, biological process: protein phosphorylation; glycogen biosynthetic process. The coding region runs from base 148 to 1308 and encodes 386 amino acids. The record is from RefSeq and is a predicted model, not a curated record. The transcript is spliced from 10 exons. Gene Ontology annotation, molecular function: calmodulin binding; phosphorylase kinase activity; ATP binding.